This is a messenger RNA of Ficedula albicollis (Collared flycatcher), 645 nucleotides long. It is a transcript of the gene CLDN34, whose product is annotated as claudin 34. The transcript has a single exon. Gene Ontology annotation, cellular component: bicellular tight junction; plasma membrane. Gene Ontology annotation, biological process: cell adhesion; bicellular tight junction assembly. The coding region runs from base 1 to 645 and encodes 214 amino acids. Lineage: Eukaryota; Metazoa; Chordata; Aves; Passeriformes; Muscicapidae. Gene Ontology annotation, molecular function: structural molecule activity. The record is from RefSeq and is a predicted model, not a curated record.
AUGAACUCCCUGGUCAGCACCUCACACCUCCAGCUUGCUGCCUUUGUUCUGGGCACAGUAGGGUGGAUCCUGUGCACCAUUUCCAUGGGAAUUGUGGAUUGGAGAGUGUGGCAUGUGAACAACACCACUAUCAUCUCCUCUGGCAUUGCCUGGGUGGGCAUUUGGAAAGUCUGCUUCAUCAGUUACCUUCAUGUCACACCUGGCUAUAGAGAACAGUUUUGCCAUAAAUUCAGUGGCUUUGACUCCUUCAUCCCUCAUGAAAUUUAUGCUGCUCAGGGUCUCAUGUUGACUGCCAUGUUCACAGGCUUGCUGGGACUGGCUGCUACAAUAUUUGCUCUGAGAAAUGUGUAUAUGGGAAUCACUCACAAAACUCUCAUUGCCCCGUUCUUCCUGGUGGGUGGCUUCUUCUACAUAUUUGCUGGUCUGUGUGUCCUGAUUCCUGUGAGCUGGAAUUUCUACUCUGUAACUCACAACCAGAGUAUAGCUUUUCCUCCUUCUUACUACAUGCCCUCCAGUCCAGAAGCACAGGAAGCUGGUGCUGCCAUUCCUGUUGGGAUUGUGGCUGUCAUCCUCCUGCUGCUAAGUGGGACAUUUUCUCUCUCAUACAGAUUUCCCAUGAUUGCAAACACUAUCACAAAAUCCUGA